GAAGAUGUCAUUCAGAUAGUGGAGGUGCUGCAUUCUGGGCAGGAAAAGUGGGGUUGGCUGACACGCAGGCUGGUUGAGUUCACCUCAGCUGGUUCUGUGCUCAUCUUUUUUACUAAAAAGACGAACUGUGAGGAACUGGCUACAAAUCUCAAUCAGGAAGGUUACAGCCUAGGGCUGCUGCAUGGAGACAUGGAUCAGAGUGAGAGGAACAAAGUCAUUGCUGACUUUGAAGAAGAAUCUGCCCGUAUUAGUAGCUACUGAUGUUGCUGCUCAAGGGUUGGAUAUCCCAUCUAUCCGUACAGUUGUGAACUAUGAUGUAGCACGAGACAUUGACACACAUACACAUCGAAUUGGUAGAACAGGUCACGCAGGAGAGAAGGGUUUAGCUUACACUCUGCUCACCACUAAAGACACUUCAUUUGCUGGUGACCUGGUUCGAAAUUUAGAGGGAGCAAAUCAGAGUGUUUCAAAGGAGCUGAUGGACCUGGCAAUGCAGAAUCCCUGGUUCAGGAAGUCAGGGAAGAAGCCAAAUAUUGGAGGUGGAGGCCUGGGUUAUAGAGAGAGACCAGGCCUUGGAUCUGAAUCUGAUCUGAAUAUAUAUAUAUAUAAUUCUGCCCAUCCCCCAUGUUAUUUUGUCUACAAUUAUUUUUAG
Molecule: messenger RNA, 652 nt
Organism: Carassius carassius (crucian carp)
Lineage: Eukaryota; Metazoa; Chordata; Actinopteri; Cypriniformes; Cyprinidae
Product: ATP-dependent RNA helicase DDX42-like
Exons: 3
Coding region: 182-652 (156 amino acids)
Molecular function (GO): RNA helicase activity; RNA binding
Source: RefSeq, a predicted model, not a curated record